AGCCAAGGAGCCCAAUACUCAAUAGAUCUCAACUCCAUAACAAACCUAAGCCACCAGCGCCACCAAAACAACGAAGGCCAACGGAGGAGCAAGGGUGGUGUCCUUGCGCUGCCGCAGAGGACACAGAAACUGUAGGCUCCGUCAACCGUCUCCAACUGCCAGAGUUCAUUUGGACAAAAGACAGUGGAACAGUAGAAGUAUUCAAGAGGCCCUUUUAUCUUGACUUCCUGAACUUCUGCUUUGAGAAGUUUGAAGUGGCUAUAUGGUCUUCAAGAACCAGGAAAAGGAUCGAUUAUGUCAUUAAUUAUUUGAUGGGAAAUAUGAAACAAAGGUUACUUUUUUGUUGGGAUCUUUCUUAUUGCACUAAAACAAGUUUCAAAAGUCUCGAAAACAAGUACAAGCCAUUGGUUUUUAAAGAUUUGAGGAAAAUUUGGGAGAAGUACGAUUCCCGUCUUCCAUGGAAGAAUGGAUACUAUAAUGAAUCAAAUACAUUGUUGUUGGAUGAUUCUCCAUACAAGGCAUUACUUAAUCCUCCAUGCAACUCCGUGUUUCCGCACACAUUCAGCUUUCAGAAUCAGAGCGACAAUUCACUAGCUGCUGGAGGUGAUCUGCGAGAAUAUCUGGAUGGAUUGGCAAAUGCUGAAAAUAUACAGAAGUAUGUGGAGCAACACCCAUUUGGUCAAAGUGCUAUCGAUGAAAGAAGUCAAUCUUGGAACUUUUACAGCAAGGUUCUCGAUAGUCUUUCUACCUGUCAACCUGAAAAGUGAAAAAAAAAUCCAAAUAAAUGGAUCAGUAGUCUUCUCCUUUAAUUUUUCUCAUCACAGCAGUUGUUUUCCCAUUCUUUAACGUUAGAACAUCUUACAAAACAUUUUUUAUAUCGAAGAACAGCUGUAACAGCAAGAGGGCUAUAGAAUUGAAAGGAACGAGUGAGACUUCAAAACUGAAGUAGUUUGUUUACCAUUGAUUUAAUUGUUUUUCAAUUCUUACACACUCGCUAUAUUUAUAUAGGAACAUAUGUUCUAUUCAUCAGUACACAUAUUUGAUU
Molecule: messenger RNA, 1045 nt
Organism: Vigna umbellata (rice bean)
Lineage: Eukaryota; Viridiplantae; Streptophyta; Magnoliopsida; Fabales; Fabaceae
Source: RefSeq, a predicted model, not a curated record